Ctenopharyngodon idella (grass carp) is the source of this 2507-nucleotide messenger RNA. It is a transcript of the gene hmga1a, whose product is annotated as high mobility group AT-hook 1a. The transcript has 5 exons. Gene Ontology annotation, cellular component: nucleus; chromatin. Gene Ontology annotation, molecular function: DNA binding; transcription coregulator activity. Bases 186 to 494 code for a protein of 102 amino acids. Gene Ontology annotation, biological process: regulation of DNA-templated transcription. Lineage: Eukaryota; Metazoa; Chordata; Actinopteri; Cypriniformes; Xenocyprididae. The record is from RefSeq and is a predicted model, not a curated record.
ACGCACGUCACUGUCUCCGCCUACUGUUGAUCUAUUUCCCGUGUGGAAGACCCCGUGAAAUGCCCCUGAAACUCCCGAAGGCGAUUGUUGUCUUUCAUUCAUUCGCAGCUCGCAGACCGCGCUGGUUUACACGUUUUGGACUUCGUCCCAACCGCUCAUUUUAAAAGGUUUUCCAGUCAGACAAAAUGAGUGAUUCCGGCAAGGACACAGUGGCUCCUAAAGAGAAAGAUGGAGCUGAGAAAAGAGGACGUGGAAGACCACGAAAACACCCACAGCAGGAGCCAAGUGGAUCACCUACACCGAAGAGACCUAGAGGAAGACCAAAGGGCAGCAAAAACAAGCCCAGCUCUAUGACAUCUAGGGGCAAAAAAGCAGCAACGGCUUCGGCACCUGCAGGGACAAAACGCCGUGGACGACCCAAGAAAGCUGAGAAGGAGGAGCAGCCAUCUAAGUCCUCUGAGGAGGAAGAAGAGGAGGAGGAAGAGGAACAGUAACUAGCAACUCGUGCUACCUCACAAUCCAACGUUAUUUCUUCCUGUUGACCAGAGCUGGACUGACCCCUCCCCCCCACCCCCCUCCCCCCUUACACUAGUGCCACCCUAGCCCUCCAAUUCACCUUACGCUCUAGCGCCCCCUAGUGUCAGGGAGGCUUGCACACUUCAUGCGCCUUCUCUGUGUAACACCACUGGAAAAAGACUCAAAAUACUGUAUGUCCAUUCAUGGAUGCAUGCACAUGUGUAUGCCUGUCUGUAUAUGUCUCGCACUCAAUGGGUAAUUGGUCGAAAGCGUCUGUCGUUAUACUGGACAAAGAUAUGCUCUGAUGGCGGCUUGACACAAAGCGAUUUGCAAAAUACUGAAGUUUUAUCUUUUCGCAAACAACAGUUUCAGGCCUUGAGAAUUCAAGUUUAUUUUUACAAGUCUAAGAUAUGGUAGGUUGUGUGAAAUUCAUGUCAUUGUGUACUGGACAAAGGUGAAUUGACCUACUCGUUUGUUUUUACUUGGGUUGUGUGUGCGUGUGUGGUAACUCAAUGUCUCCAGUUAUACUUUUUAGCUACUCCGUGAUUCAAGCUAGAAAUAAAAUUUGAGCGUAUUUUUGAGUGAGUAUAAUUUAGAGGACUUUUAACUUGUAAUCAACAUAUCAUUGAAUGCUUUGUCGUGAAACCUUUUUUUUUUAUUUUAUUUUUUUUUUAUUAUUAUUAUUUUUUAUUUUUUUUAUAAUAACGCCCUUCGCCGUCUCGCCACCAUCAUGAUUUCACUUUCUGCAAUUUAAAUUUACUGGCACACAAAGGCUAUGUAGUCAGCCCAUUUCUGCCCAUUUUCGGUGUAAUACAGCUUACUGGAUAUGCUAAGAAACCAUUUGCUUGAUGAUUGGUUUUAAUUUUGGAAGUGACUAAACGUUCUCUUUUUUUUUUUUUUUUUUUUUUCUCCUUUCUUUUAAACCACCAACUUAAGUAUGGCAGCCUGAUUCUUGUUCCAAAAAUGCACUGCAGUUGACUUGACGCCAGCAGUGCUUUUUUUUUUUUUUUUUUUUUUUUUUUUUUUCUUUCAGCCCCAAAUCUUGCAUGCAAAUGUUAAAUGCUAGAUCAUUCCAUUUUGCUUCCCAGCCAUGUCACUUCUGUACUAUUAUAGUCCACCCAGACAACGUUUGCUUUUCUUUUCUUCAUGCUUUUUUUUUUUUUUUUUUUUUUGACGUGUUAAAUUCCAUGUCAGGGAACGCUGAUCGGUCCAGUGACUGGGUCUCCUCUCAGAACUUAAUGCUGCUACAAACAUGGUUAAUUAAACCCGGAAUACUGCAACCAGGUCAGUUCUACUCUGGACUUGACCGUCACGUUCAUACCUCACUUUACAACAGCCUAUGACGGAUUACUCUUCUCUUUCCUGACGACGUUCAGCUGGUCUCAGUGCAGCCUUUGGCAAGAGUGUUUGUUUCUUUCCAAGUGCAGUGUCUGAUCCAUUUAUAACUGUCUCCAGUGUGGGAUUUUUGUUGCUUCAUUUUUGUUUUAAACUGGUUUUGCUUACAGGAGUGUGCAUCAAUGAACAGAAACUUUCAUGUAUAAACAUCUGGACACACCACAGGAAUUACUGCAUUGAGUCACAGAGAUGCAAAACAAGUUCAGACUGUGGUAGAGAUAUAGGUUUGUGUGUUUUUAGUUUUAUUUUUCUAUACAUAUGUUUGGUGCACUGAAUUGACUUUGAUUUGUUGUAUCAUGGACAAAAUGAUUUAGUGUGGCACCUAAAGGUUAGGGCUUUUUCUUUUCUUUCUUUGUAAUAAACUACAUCCUGCUAGUUGCUUAGCUCUGAGCCCCCAUUUAGUAGAUCAUGAUGGUACUAUGGCUGUUUGACGAAGUGGUUUUUAACAUGCCCCCUCAAUACUGAUGUCUUGUUUUUAUGUGCCCGUGCACACAACUGGUUUGGGAUCAGCCUUUUCAAUGUAUACACUCUGCAUUUUCUAUUGUGGACUGCAGGAAUUUAUAUUCAAAAUGGUAAUAAAGUUAAGAAUUCGUACA